Pisolithus orientalis is the source of this 1890-nucleotide messenger RNA. RefSeq names its product carboxyl transferase. Bases 123 to 1802 code for a protein of 559 amino acids. Gene Ontology annotation, biological process: L-leucine catabolic process. Gene Ontology annotation, cellular component: methylcrotonoyl-CoA carboxylase complex; mitochondrion. The transcript is spliced from 14 exons. The record is from RefSeq and is a predicted model, not a curated record. Lineage: Eukaryota; Fungi; Basidiomycota; Agaricomycetes; Boletales; Pisolithaceae. Gene Ontology annotation, molecular function: methylcrotonoyl-CoA carboxylase activity.
GCCAAGUCCCGUCUUCCCGGGUAAGUGGUCCGACGUACAUUCCCAGCAACGCAGUCGUUUCCAACUGCACACUUGUUUCACGAACAACUUCGAGACCGGUGGUCUACUGCAGUCUUAUUAGAAUGCUGAGUACGCUAUCGAGGGCUACCCGUCUGAACGCCGCUUGUCCUAGAAGCCGGUGGUACCAUGCCACCAUCAUUCCACCCUUAAUCUCCACAUCCUCACCUGAGUUCCGCCAGAGAGCGGAGAGCAUGGAUUUACUUGUGGCAGACUUGAAGAGCAGGCUAACACAGGCCAGGCAAGGUGGUGGUCUGAAGGCUGCAGAGCGGAUGCGGAGCAAGGGCAAGAAGCUCCCUCGGGAAAGACUAUCAUUGUUGUUAGACCCGAGUACACCUUUCUUGGAGCUCUCCCCGUUGGCUGCGCAGGAUGUGUAUCCUGGCGAGAACGUUCCAGGGGCCGGAAUCAUCACAGGCAUCGGGCGGGUAUCCGGCCGAGAAUGCAUGAUAGUUGUGAACGAUGCAACUGUGAAAGGCGGAUCUUAUUACCCAUUGACAGUCAAGAAACAUAUCCGUGCCCAAGAAAUUGCACGAGAAAACCGACUACCCUGUAUCUAUGUUGUGGAAUCAGGAGGGGCAGCUCUGCCGCACCAAGCCAACGUAUUCCCAGAUAGGGAUCACUUUGGCCGAAUUUUCUACAAUAUGGCACAAAUGUCUGCUCUCGGCAUCCCACAGAUAGCUUCUGUGCACGGCAUAUCCGUAGCCGGUGGUGCCUAUGUGCCUGCCAUGGCGGACGAAAAUAUUAUCGUACGAGAACAGGGACGCAUUUUCCUCGCUGGCCCCCCUCUAGUGAAGGCGGCGACUGGCGAAGAGGUCGAUGAGGAGACUCUGGGUGGCGGUCAGAUGCAUUCUUCCGAGAGCGGUGUGACAGACCAUCUUGCGAGAGAUGACAAGCACGCCAUAGCCAUUGCAAGAGGUAUCAUCGGCGAUCUGGGUGCGGCAGGUGGAAAGACCACCCCUCCAUCAGCUCCAACGGAAGAUCCGCUCUACCCUGCAUCAGAAUUGCAUGGCAUUGUUGGUACAGACCCCCGGCAACCAUUUGACAUGCGAGAUGUGAUUGCUCGUAUUGUGGAUGGUAGUCGUUUCAGAGAAUUUAAGAAGGAAUAUGGGCCUACUAUCGUUACCGGGUUUGCACAUAUCCACGGAUAUGAAGUGGGAAUAAUUGCCAACAAUGGCAUCCUUUUCUCUCCUUCCGCGUUGAAGGCCACGCAUUUCAUUCAGCUAUGCUCACAACGUCAGAUACCGUUAUUGUUUCUUGUGAACAUAACAGGUUAUAUGGUGGGGUCGAAGGCUGAGAAAGGCGGGAUAGCAAAAGACGGUGCAAAGAUGGUUCGCGCCGUGGCAUGCGCCAACGUACCCAAGUUAACUGUAAUCGUUGGAGGAAGUUUCGGUGCUGGAAACUACGGGAUGGCUGGUCGUGCGUAUUCGCCGCGUUUCCUGUGGAUGUGGCCUAAUGCCAAGGUAUCUGUGAUGGGUUCAGGACAGCUGUCCCAGGUCAUGACUGCAGUCUCGAGGGAUCCUGGCCAGCAUGCGUCGUUGAAGGCGGAGAUUGAGUCGCAAUCCACAGCACUGUAUUCUACAGCUCGACUUUGGGACGAUGGAAUAAUUCAGCCAACCGAAACUCGUGACGUAGUAGGUCUAGGACUUGCGCUUGCUUUCAGAGAACGUACAAGUCCCCAUACACCGUAUGCCCGUUUGACAACAUGGGAAGGGGGCGCUGAAAGAUUUGGUGUCUUUCGGAUGUAGCCACGGAAGUAACUUAAGGUUUCGUCACAUACUCCGGUCGAGAUGUAAUUUGUAAUUAAAUUGAGCUUCGUAGUUGUUACCUGUAAUU